AUGGAUCGGUUUCUGUUUACAUCACUGACACGAUGCUGCCGAUAUUGCUUCCAUACAUUGUGUCGAAACUACAACAGCCAUGCAGUUCUAGGUUCUGUAGCAAGGAGCAAGCAUCAGGUGACCCAUCAUCUUCAGCCAUCAGUGUUUUCAUCGCCUGCCGGUCUACCCCCUGUGCGUAUCUCCCUGAGAAGAAGAUUUGCAACACAGUCAGACAACACAGGACAGAAAGUGGAGCCAGGAGUGGUGAACAUUCCAUUCUGGGGAAGGCUGCUUAUUGUUUCAGGCAUUGGGGGGAUCGUCUACUAUAUCUAUCAUAACGCACAACAGAUCAAAGAACUAGAGAAGGAAGAGUACAGAUACAAAGAGUUAAAGAAAGUCCAGCUAGGAGGGGACUGGACCUUGACGGACCACAAUGGCAACAAACGGUCUAGCACAGACUUCCGUGGUCAAUGGGUGGUCAUGUACAUGGGCUUCACACAUUGUCCAGAUAUUUGUCCAGAAGAGAUGGAGAAGCUAAGCAAGAUAAUUGAAAACUUUGACAAUGAUCCUCAACAGCCCAAUCUACAGCCGGUGUUUAUAACAUUAGACCCAGAGAGAGAUUCACCAACAGUAAUUAAAGAUUACUUGAAAGAUUUCAAACCACCACGUAUUGUGGGCUUCACAGGAAGUGAUGAUGAGAUACGAGAAGUGGCUAAAAAAUACCGGGCAUAUUAUGGGAAAGGAGAACGGAAUUCUGACAACGACUAUAUUGUGGACCACACAAUCAUCACAUACUUGAUCAGCCCAAAGGGAGACUUUGUCAACUACUAUGACCGCAGCAGGACAGCUGAGCAAGUGACAGAGUCCAUCAAAAGGCAUAUACACAAAUAUAAUGAGAUAGAACGUCGCCGGCAGUGA
Messenger RNA from Candidula unifasciata, 897 nucleotides. NCBI's taxonomy places the organism in Eukaryota, Metazoa, Mollusca, Gastropoda, Stylommatophora, Geomitridae. The record is from the annotation of a GenBank genome assembly.